Molecule: messenger RNA, 494 nt
Organism: Labrus mixtus (cuckoo wrasse)
Lineage: Eukaryota; Metazoa; Chordata; Actinopteri; Labriformes; Labridae
Gene: fmc1
Product: formation of mitochondrial complex V assembly factor 1 homolog
Exons: 3
Coding region: 43-375 (110 amino acids)
Cellular component (GO): mitochondrion
Source: RefSeq, a predicted model, not a curated record
UGUUUGAUUGAUCCUGUCUGUCUGCCCUCACACUGUGCAGACAUGGCGGCGCUCUCGUCCCCUCUGCGAGUCUGUAGAGGAAUCCUGAAAGAGCUGCGAGCCAUCCACGGAGCAGCUUACAAGCAGGGCCCGAUGUACAGCUACGUCAUCGACCAGUUCCGGAAGAACCAGAUAACAGGAGAGAGGUACUGUCGAGCCCAGCAGGAGGCGCACCAUGACGCACACUCAUACCUGUGUUUGCUGGCGUCCACCAGGAGCCAAAUGAUCCUGCACAACAUUUACCACAGCAAAGAAGAGCGCAGCAUGGAGUCAGCAGCCGGCCUGGUGGGGCUCCGGCUGCCCACCCAGCCCGGAGGGAAAGGCUGGGAGAAGUGAGGAGGAGGAGGAGGGGACACAUCUGACUCUCUUUAGAAACGACUUUUGAUCCAUCUGGUCCAAAACAUACACACAAAUAUUUGACUGGAGGCUGGCAGACUGGAGCUUUGCUGUCAUGG